GAAAUAAUAAAUAAAUUUUAUUCUUAUUUAUCUAUUUUCAUAGACUAGAGACUCGCUUAUUAACUCAACUGCUUAGCUAACUCCUACAGCUCAGACUGUCACUAUGGCUAAACGCAUAUCAGAGAAUAGCAACCAGCUUAUAAGCAAACGCGUAAAAUCAUCUGAUCUUGAAGAUAAGCUCGGUUUGAACAGCCCAAACACUCAACAACUAGCUCUCUCACAGAAGAAGGACAGCGAUAACCAACUCAUCAGAAGCGUCCAACGAACUUCUAAACUCGCUGCGCCUAUAAUAAAGCUAGAAGGCUGUCACACAGACGAGAUAACCGCCGUUAAAUUCGACCUCACUGGAAACUUCCUCGUCGCCGUAUCCACUGAUAGAUCUAUCUCACUCUGGAAAACAUAUACGAACGAGAACUUCGGCUAUAUCCCUUUCGCACACAAGCAAGCUAUCACUAGUUUAGCUUUAUCACGCACUUCCCCUUCAAACCCCGCUAUCAUCACCGCUUCAGCUGAUAACACAAUCGCCGUAUGGGAUUCCUUCUCCGGAAAGUUAAUCAGGCGGUUGAGGGAACACACUGACAUCGUUAAUGCUAUUAGUCUUUCGAAGAAUCCUUCCCAUGAAUUGCUGGCGAGUGCAGGUGAUGACAACAAAAUCUGUAUUUGGGAUUACAGUGAAUCGAAACAUCCACUCCAUGUGAUAAACUGGAAUGCCCCAGUUAUUAGUAUUGAAUGGUCAGAUGAUGAGUCAACAAUCUUCAUUGGUGGCCUUGACAAUGAGAUACACGCAUACGAUCUCAAAACACACUCCAAGUUGUAUUCCUUGAGAGGUCACUCUGAUACUGUCACUUUCCUCAGAUUAUCACCUACUGGUCAAUACCUCCUCUCUUGUUCAAAUGAUUCUACAGUUAGGAUAUGGGAUGUCAGGCCGUUUACGAAUGAUCCUUCGAGAAUUCAUAGAGUACUUCAUGGUACAGUUUCAUCAUUUGAAGGUGUAUACACUCAACCCGCAUGGACACAAGAUGCUGCUCGCGUAGCAGUCGGUAGUGCAGACAGAACUGUCACUGUAUGGGACGUUGAAACCGGUAAUAUUCUUUACAAAUUGCCUGGUCACACUGGCACAGUCAACGCAGUAGACAUCCAUCCAAGCGAACCUAUUAUAGUCUCAAGCGGCAAAGACGCAAAAAUGUACCUUGGUGAAUUAAUGGAAAGCCUUUAAUGAUUUUGUAAUUUAUAAAUCCGCAUCUUAUUUU
This is a messenger RNA of Wallemia mellicola CBS 633.66, 1250 nucleotides long. Its product is annotated as WD40 repeat-like protein. Bases 104 to 1216 code for a protein of 370 amino acids. Gene Ontology annotation, molecular function: RNA binding; protein binding. The transcript has 2 exons. The record is from RefSeq and is a predicted model, not a curated record. Gene Ontology annotation, cellular component: catalytic step 2 spliceosome. NCBI's taxonomy places the organism in Eukaryota, Fungi, Basidiomycota, Wallemiomycetes, Wallemiales, Wallemiaceae.